Molecule: messenger RNA, 793 nt
Organism: Eucalyptus grandis
Lineage: Eukaryota; Viridiplantae; Streptophyta; Magnoliopsida; Myrtales; Myrtaceae
Exons: 1
Coding region: 18-590 (190 amino acids)
Cellular component (GO): chloroplast thylakoid
Source: RefSeq, a predicted model, not a curated record
AAGCACUUGGGGAAAUAAUGAACCUCCACCACACGUUCUUGUCUCCCUCUCCUAAUCUCAAGCCGUCGCCAGUUCUUCCCCACACCAUACGCCAGUUAAGCUCUCAAGCGGCCCUCCAAUGGCUUCCGCAGCGUCAGCUCGUCCAGGCUCUCUCAGUCCACCAGGUCCGCAGCGGACAACGCUCCCCCCACGCCAAAUCCCGCCCUCUCCCCGCCCCCCUCCAGGCCAGCCGGCGGCAGAUGGCGUUCCUCCUGACGGCGUCGACGGCGCUGACCGUCGCGCCGCGACCCUCGGCUGCAGUGGACAUCCCGCUCUUCGGGCUGCGGAAGAAGCUCAGGAAGGCGGAGGAGGAGGCGGAGGAGAUCGUGAAAGAGGGCUUCGAGGCGGCGGAGAAGGGGAUCAAGACGGCCGAGAAGGGGGUCGUGGCGGUGGAGAAGGGGAUCGAGACGGCCGAGAGGGAGAUAGAGGAGGAGGUGAGCUUCGGAGGGUUGGCGCAGGCGGGGGCAGUGGCCGUGGCGGAGGCGGUCGGGGUGCUGGUGGCGACGUCGGUGGUGAACGGGAUCUUGGGGCCGGAGGGUCAGAGGUCGUAGAGAAUUCGAGUGUCAUUAUCGGCUUCUAAAUUUCAGUCUGUUGCGUUGGAUAUGAUUGAUUUUAGCUUCAUUAGUGUAUAAUAAUAGCGAUGAUAAUGGCUUUGAUUUUUGGUUAUGAUACAAUGUUUAUGUUAGUAGCUUGUUUCCUAAAGUAAUGUACAUGUGGUGUUGGUAGUGACAAAAAUGGAACAUUUGGCAAGUCA